Messenger RNA from Entelurus aequoreus (snake pipefish), 2635 nucleotides. RefSeq names its product chloride channel CLIC-like 1 (gene clcc1). Gene Ontology annotation, molecular function: chloride channel activity. The record is from RefSeq and is a predicted model, not a curated record. NCBI's taxonomy places the organism in Eukaryota, Metazoa, Chordata, Actinopteri, Syngnathiformes, Syngnathidae. Gene Ontology annotation, cellular component: endoplasmic reticulum; membrane. The transcript is spliced from 10 exons. The coding region runs from base 340 to 2166 and encodes 608 amino acids.
ACCAGAGGGUGGCGCUGGCGCAACACGUGACGUCACAUGUCAGCUACCGAAGAAGAAGAAGACGCCCCUUCCGUGUUGUGACUCAAAAAAUGAGCGAGUUGUUAGCACGAACGGCCUAAUAAUAUUUCUCGUUUUAAGUGCGUGAAUUUAACAUUCACUCACAGUUUAACUCGUUUUUGAGUGAAUGUUAAAUUAAAAAAAACUCACUUUAUAACACGUAUGACGUUGAAUGUCGGCUAGCUAGCUGCAUGACGGACUUGUUGGGAGUUGUCUAAAGAAGAGCAACCCCACAAAGGUCGGCAGGUAAGCGGGGACAUAAUCCUCCUUUUACCCGCCAGGAUGUUCUUCAUCGUCCUCUUCGCCUACCUGACCUUGGCUUGGAGUCAGGAGGCGGACGACGACUGGGUGGACCCGUACGACAUGCUCAACUACGACUCCACCACCAAAACCAUGCGGAAGCCCGUUGAGCCAGCGAGACAUUUUAAUGGAGAAACUUCCGGAGACGCGAGCGUUCACGACCCUGGUCAGACUGAGAUGACGUCAUUGUGCAAGAAACAAGUGGCCGAUUUACGAACUCAGAUUCAAGUCAGAGAGAAGAGAGUGGAGAGCCUUCUGCAGCAGCCCACCUGCAACCCAGUCUUUAAAAGGUUCAUCAGGAGACUUGUGAAAGACAUCAACAGACUGGGAUUGCCUGCAGACUCUACAGAGCUGCAUUACGACGCCCACAUCAAAGUGUCCAGACCAGGCGUGUCAGAGAUGGAGAUGUUCCUGGAAGGAGAAGAGAGCUGGCAAACAGGAGCUCUGGACAGCGCCCUCAGCCAGCUUCUGGUGGACCUUCGAGCGCACGACUAUCCAGCCUGGAGGUGGCGCUUUGAAGACACCUUUGGCGUGGAGCUGGACACGCUAUUGAAGUUGUCGCUGGUAGUUCUGGUCCUGGUGGUGGCCGUGAGCACAGAGCUGUGGUCUUGCAUCUCCUGGUUUGUGCAGUUCAAGCGCAUCUUCGUCGUCUGCUUUCUAGUCAGCAUCGUGUGGAACUGGCUGUACCUGUACAAGACCGCUUUUGCCGAGCACCAAAAGAACAUGGUGAUGAUGGACAGCAAGAACGACAAGUGCACGGGAGUGAAGGCCAUUGACUGGAGUGAUAAUCUGAAAGAGUGGUUCAGAAGCACGUGGACUUUGCAGGACGACCCUUGCAAGAAAUACUACGAAGUCCUGAUGGUGGACCCCAUUCUGCUGGUACCUCCCACCAAGGCCAUUUCAGUAACCAUGACGACCUUCAUCACUGAGCCACUCAAACACAUCGGCCGCGGGAUCAGCGAGUUCCUCCGAGCGCUCCUCCAAGAUCUCCCAAUCACCCUGCAGAUCCCAGUCCUCCUCACCAUCGUGCUUUCCAUUUUGGUGUUCAUGUACGGAAGCGUGCAGGCGGCCUUCCGCUACGGCAUCACCGCACCUCUACGCCAUCGAACUGAUCCACCGCUCCCAGAACCGGAUCAGCCUGGUCACCGGGCAAUCGAGGACCGGGGUCGCGCAGAGGAAGUGAACGCACGUCCACGCUCUCCACAGAUCCGUGGUAACGAGGACUCGUCGCCCACGAACAGCUCUCACAGAGCCCGGGGAGUUGACAGCAGGAUGUUUGUGGAGACGCUACGCACGGCGAGUACGCACGGUGAGUCCGAGUUGGACAGGAGACAGCGCGUGGAGAUAGGUCAGGGGGACAACAGUCCCUCAGCCACCGAGAGCUGGGCGGAGACCCAGGAAGGACAAGGUGUGGUAUCUCAGCAUGACACCAAAACAAAGGAACUAGUGGGCAGCAUUGAUCAGCAGAAACACGCACUUGAAAAUGGUGUGGCAUCUCAGCAUGACACCAAAACAAAGGAACUAAUAGGCAGCAUUGACCAGCAGAAACACACACCUGAAGAUGGUGUGGCAUCUCAGCAUGACACCAAAACAAAGGAACUAGUGGGCAGCAUUGACCAGCAGAAACACACACCUGAAGAUUGUGUGGCAUCUCAGCAUGACACCAAAACAAAGGAACUAGUGGGCAGCAUUGACAAGCAGAAACACGCACCUGAAGAUGGAGGCAAGGAACAAACGACCUCAAGUGGAGACUCAACAUGUUUGAGGGACGUGGAGACGCUUCGCACACUAGUGCAGGAAACAUCCUGACAAUAACACUCACUUUCUGUAUUAAGCAACUAUCAAUAAACUCGUAAUUCAUCUGACAGUAACACUCACUUUUUGUACUAAUCAACUAUCAAUAAACUCAAUCAUUGUGUUGCUUUCUUGCAAACUUUGCACACAACAAAUGCUUUCAAUCAUUUUUCAAAGCAAUUGUUUUUCUCUCUGAUUGAUUCAUUUGAUUGAUUCUCAUUUAUUUGGUGCGACUAAUUCACUGGAGAACUUUGAAACAUGACAUUAUGUAUUUAUUUUUGUUUACAAAUUGACUGCGUUUUGGGAAGUUAUUUUCCUUUUCUUGUUGCAAAAAUGUAUUUUUGAGGUAACAACCCAGGGAUAGUCAACAAAUGCCUUGUUUUAUUUUGUGUAAAAUGACAAUGCAAGGUUCUUAUAUUCAUGUUUUUUUUUAUUUCAUUUAAUGGCUCAAAUAUUGAAAAAUAAAAGUCAUCCAAACAAGCUG